AUGCAGAGCGUGCGCUCGGCGGCCGUCCUUGGCGCGGUGGCGCUUGCGUCAUCGGCGCUUUCAGUGGCCGCGGUCUUGGGAUGGCAGACGCGUACCCGCCGCCGCCGCCGCGCACGCCUCGCUCGCGCGGCACACGCGGCGGCCCACGACGCACCGACGCAGGCCCUCCCGGGCGUGCCGCCGCCCGCGCAGGACGCGCACCCCACGCACGAUGAGAGCCUGGUGCGCGAGCAGCUGAGCCGGCACUACUCCUUCCUCGGCGAGGAGGGCAUGCAGCGUAUUCGCGACAGCUUCGUGAUCGUCGUCGGCGCCGGCGGCGUCGGCAGCUGGGCCGCCCUGAUGCUCCUGCGCGCGGGUGUCGGGCGCCUGCGCCUGAUCGACUUUGACCAGGUGUCGCUCUCGUCGCUGAACCGCCACGCAUGCGCGACGCUCGCGGACGUCGGGCGGCCCAAGGUCGUGUGCUGCCAGCAGUUUUUCGGCAAGAUUGCGCCGUGGGCGCGCGUCGAGGCGUGGGUGCGCCUCUUCCGCGCCCAGGACGCCGACGAGCUCCUGGGCGGCCACCCGACGUACAUCGUCGACGCCAUCGACAACCUCGACACCAAGGUCGAGCUGCUCAAGUACUGCGCGGAGCACAACCUGCGGGUCUUUGCGUCGAUGGGCGCGGGCGCGAAGGCCGAUCCCAGCCGGAUCCAGAUCAGCGACAUUUCGACCACCGCGGAGGACCCACUCGCGCGCGUCGUGCGCCGCGAGCUGCGCGCGGCGGGUCUGCCGCCGAUCCCGCCGCCCGGCAGCGAGGACCCCAAGGAGAAGAAGCAGGCCAUCGAGGCGCACUGCGCGACGGCUUGGACACUCCCGUGCGUGUACUCUACGGAAAAGUCCGACACGCACCUGCUCCCGCUGCCCGACGAGGAGUUCGAGAAGGGCGCCGUGAAGGAGCUCGCUGCCUUUGACGACUUCCGCGUGCGGAUUCUCCCUGUGCUGGGGCCGCUGCCCGCCAUGUUCGGCCUCGCCGCCGCCACGUACAUCCUGUGCGAUAUCGCGCAGUACAAGCUCGAGCCGCUCGCGAUCAAGGGGCGCCGCAAGCUGUACGAGAAGCUCUUUGCGGACUUGAACGUCUCGGAAAGCAAGUUCCCCUCGCCACCCAUCGACAUCCGCGCGCCGCGCCUCGCGCGCGACCCGAGCGACGUGCCGCCGACGUACACGCCGACGCCCGGCGCGCCGCCGCCGCCGCGCGUGCGCAUCCCUUUCAGCGUGAAUGAUAUCGGCUACAUCUUCGAGGAGAUCUUCCGCGGGCGCUCCGUCGUCCCGCCCCACGAUACGCUCGCCGUGGGCCAGCUCGAGCGCUGGGACCCGAAGCGCCCGCUGGACUAUGACAAUGUUGUCCUGUUCACGCGCCCCCAGGCGCGCGAGCAUGAAAAAGAGGUGCUGUCGGUGGGUCGUGAUCCCGCGGCGUACUGGGGCCCGCGCGUCGCGGCCAAGGUCGAGCAGCGGCGCGCCGAGGAGCGCCGCAUGUCGCACUGGCGCUAG
This is a messenger RNA of Malassezia sympodialis ATCC 42132, 1527 nucleotides long. Its product is annotated as tRNA threonylcarbamoyladenosine dehydratase. Gene Ontology annotation, molecular function: ubiquitin-like modifier activating enzyme activity; tRNA threonylcarbamoyladenosine dehydratase activity. Gene Ontology annotation, biological process: cyclic threonylcarbamoyladenosine biosynthetic process. NCBI's taxonomy places the organism in Eukaryota, Fungi, Basidiomycota, Malasseziomycetes, Malasseziales, Malasseziaceae. Gene Ontology annotation, cellular component: mitochondrial outer membrane. The record is from RefSeq and is a predicted model, not a curated record.